UGCGCGCACUGGAGCUUGUGGCUAUGGCGCUGCGCCUGGAGAACGUCGGGGGAGCGCCGCUUAGCGUCCACCACGCUGGCAUCGGCGGAUUAUCGAAGCGUCGGGUGAUGAAAUCGCCGUCGGCGGAGGAAUCGCCAGCUACAGCGAUCCAAGAGAGGUCUGUGAAGAAGCCCUCUCCCGAUCACAAUGCCUUCGAUUCGGGGCAUGCGGUGACAGAAGCAGCACCAGCGCCAGCGCCAGUGCUAUCGUCGCUCGGGAGUCCGCCGGUUGUGGAGCCCGACAUGCCCUUCAAUCCCUUCCUCAACGCAGUGCCGGGUAUUUCCAAUCCCUACGAGCUCUUCAAGGCGAUCGUCAUGCUCCCGGUCGCGAUCUUGCGGAUGAUCGCAUUCACGGCGAUUCUCCUGCUGGGUCUUGUCCUGACCAAGAUCGCGCUCAUCGGCGCCAGGGACGUGCUCACCAGGCCCUUUCCUGCAUGGAGGAGGUCUCUGCUGUGGCCAGUGAGGAUUCUCGCGAGGGUGCUUCUCUUCGUGUGUGGAUUCCACUGGAUCACCAUCAAAGGCAAGCCGGCUCCUCGCGAGAGAGCUCCGAUUCUGGUCUCCAACCACGUCACGUUCGUGGACCCCGUUUUCAUCUUCUACAAGCAUUUGCCCGUGAUCGUGACGGCGGAGGAGAAUCUCAAGUACCCGGUCAUUGGCGCGAUCAUCAGUGCCAUGCAAGUCAUUGCCAUCAACCGGGGCUCGCCAGACUCGCGCAGGAACGCGGCCGGAGAGAUCAAGCGGCGAGCUAUGUGUAACGACUGGAGCACCGUGAUGAUCUUCCCAGAGGCGACCACCACUAAUGGUAAGUCGCUGGUUUCUUUCAAGACUGGAGCGUUUACGCCCGGCUACCCGAUCCAACCGAUGGUGGUACGCUAUCCUCAAGUUCACAUGGAUCCAUCGUGGGUAGCACAGGGCCCGUCUAUAUACUUCCUCAUCUUCAAGCUUAUGAUCCAGUUCCACAACUACAUGGUGGUGGAGUACCUCCCGGUGAUCGAGCCGAGCUGGAAGGAGCAGUGCAACCCGAGGCUCUUCACGGAGAGAACCCGGAUGACAAUGGCCAGCAUUCUCAACGUGAUGGUGUCGGAGCACAGUUAUGAGGACCUGAGCCUGGUGUCGGACGCACAGAAGGCCAAAGACUACUCCACCAUUCCGGUGAUCGAGUUUGGCAGGUUUGAGAGGCUCUACAGGUUGACGAUGAAGGAGGCCAAGGCUUACUACGCCAAGUUCAAGCUCUUGGAUCCGGCCGCGACCAACAGGGUGACUUACGAGACGUUUGUCAAGGUGCUGGGGCUGCCCGAUUGCCAGCCGGUCCAGCAAGUGUUCUCGCUGUUUGACGGCUUAGGGAGGGGCUACUUCAACUUCCGGCAGUAUGUCAACGGGCUGGCAUUCAUAUCAAGGUUUGAAAAGCUCCGUGAGACAAUCGACGCGGCGUACGGGCUCUGCGACCAGGACAACGAUGGCAUCUUGAGCUUUGAGGACGUUUUCAGCAGCCUUAAGGACUUGAUUCCCAGCAUCAGUGGGAGGCAAAUACAGGAGGUGUGGAAGAAGCUGAGCAAAGGAAUGGAGCGGGUGAGCCGUGACGAAUUUGUAGAGGCUCUCCAACGUGAUCCCGAGUACCUGGCGGUGUUUCUCGCUGCAAGGACGGAUCUACUUACUACGAAGUCCGCCGCCGCCGCCGCCGCCUCCUCCGCUGCCUCUACACUUCCUGAUGGCUUCGUGAACGGGUCACUCCGCUCAAGCUGAUUUGCCUCGAUCAUCAGUCGGGGGUGUAUAUACGUAGGUGGAAGGAAGACAUACAACAUACACGCGUUUGUUAAUCACGUAGCGAGGUACGUGGUUCCUAAGCGCGUCUAAGUAUCGGUUUUUGUUGAUUCUGUCCAGCGUAAAAAUUUCUACAUAGGUAGGGAGACGCGCGAAUAAAAAGCGCGACUUCGCUGUAAGCUUCCUACUUGCUAGAAAUCGAGACAAGUUCUUCCCUUGGUUA
This is a messenger RNA of Selaginella moellendorffii, 2022 nucleotides long. Its product is annotated as lysophospholipid acyltransferase LPEAT2. The transcript has a single exon. Bases 24 to 1781 code for a protein of 585 amino acids. Lineage: Eukaryota; Viridiplantae; Streptophyta; Lycopodiopsida; Selaginellales; Selaginellaceae. Gene Ontology annotation, molecular function: calcium ion binding. The record is from RefSeq and is a predicted model, not a curated record.